Messenger RNA from Solanum lycopersicum (tomato), 2407 nucleotides. RefSeq names its product pentatricopeptide repeat-containing protein At3g61360. NCBI's taxonomy places the organism in Eukaryota, Viridiplantae, Streptophyta, Magnoliopsida, Solanales, Solanaceae. Gene Ontology annotation, molecular function: protein binding. The record is from RefSeq and is a predicted model, not a curated record.
AACAAUCAAACGGGUUAGCAAUUUUUCUUAAGCAGUGAUUAGCUUUCGCCAUUCCUCCAAAGCACCCGCUCCAGAAUUUGCAGUCCUUGUCGCCGGUCGCCGGUCGCCGUUCGGCCUUCCUUAUCUAGAAUUGCUAAACAAUUGUCAGCUCACUCAGAUAGGAUAAGGAGUGGUUGUUAGCGUGUUUGUAUUGAUUGAAGUGCAAAACUUUGACUUUUUGCUUAAAAUGGUGGUUGUGAUUUCUACUCGAAUAGAUAAAUUUGGCCGAGUUUUGCGAGUUGUUGGACAGCGCUUUUUGUCAAGCAGUUUGGUUCAUUCUGUUUCAGAAACAAAAGAUGAAGUUGAAACAAUUGCUAGAAUCAUCAAUGACCACCCUUUUCCUGUUCAGCCUCUGCAACCAAUGCUUAAACGUCAUGUCUCUUCGAGUAUCCUGUCUACCAUGUUUGUUGAAAAUGUCAUUGGUCGCCUAUUUGCGGCACAUGCAAAUGGUCUUAAAGCAUAUGAAUUUUUUGAGUUCUGCCUCAACCAUCCUGAGUAUAGUCCAACCUCUGAUGCAUUUGAGAAGACACUUCACGUACUAGCAAGAAUGCGAUACUUUGAUAAGGGUUGGGAACUAAUGAAGAAAAUUCAACAGCUACAACCGUCGUUGCUCACCCUUAAGUCAUUGAGCAUCAUGCUAUCAAGAAUAGCAAAAUACCAGUCCUAUGAAGAUACCCUUGAAGCAUUUGAGAAGAUGGAGCAGCAUUUAUUCCCUGGGAAGAAAUUUGGCACCGAAGAGUUCAAUAUUCUUCUUCGAGCAUUUUGCUCACAAAGGCAGAUGAAAGAAGCUCGUUCAGUAUUCAACAAACUCCAUUCUAGGUUCCCACCUGAUACCAAGACAAUGAAUAUCUUGCUUUUGGGGUUCAAGGAAUCAGGGGAUAUUACUGCCGUAGAGUUAUUUUACCAUGAGAUGGUUAAAAGAGGUUUUAAGCUUAAUUCUGUAACAUACAGUAUAAGAAUUGAUGCAUACUGCAAGAAAGGUCGCUUUGGUGAUGCUUUGAAGCUGUUUGAAGAAAUGGAUAGGGUAAAUUGCUUGCCUACAGUUGAAACAAUAACAACUUUGAUUCAUGGAGCAGGGAUUGCUCGUAAUAUAAGUAAAGCUAAGGAACUAUUCAAUGAACUAUUCAAGAGAAAUUUUCAACCAGACACUGGAGCCUAUAAUGCCCUUUUGAGUUCUCUUACCAAAUCCAGGGAUGUCAAAUCUGCAGCAGUCUUAAUGGAUGAGAUGGAAGAGAAAAAUAUUGAGUUCGACAAUGUAACUUACCACACUAUGUUGUGGGGAUUGAUAAGAUCAAAUGAUGUUGGUGGUGUCAUUGAUCUUUACGAAAGGAUGGUUGACAAAAAUUUCUUGCCCAAGGCACGUACUGUUGUGAUGCUGAUGAAAUUCUUUUGUGAAAACCAGAGAGUUGAUCUGGGUUUGAGCUUAUGGAAUUACCUGAUGAAUAAAGGGCACUGUCCACACUGCCAUUCUUUAGAAAUUCUGGUCACAGGAUUGUGCUCUCGUGGGAGAGUUGAAGAAGCAUUUGAGUGCUCUGAGCAAAUGUUGAAGAGGGGUAGGCACAUGAGCGAGCUAGUGUUUCAGAUGUUGAAGAGGUUUUUCUUACAGCUGGGAGAGGAGGAAAAGUUACAGAAGCUCUACCAAAUGACAAAGAGAUUAGAAAUGAUAUUGCCUCCUAAUGGACAAACUGUUGGCACAGCCUAGGUACAGAGCUGCAAGUAAGGUGCUGUUGGUGUUUCGGGCUCAAAUUUGCUUAUGGGGAGGGUUAGAUGUCAUAUGCCGUUGCACUAACAUUUAUGAUUAUGAAACUUCCAUGCAGCCACAGGGGGCAUCUGCUCACAAUUCGUGAUUUAUUUGGCACUUCCAAAUGGUUGCUUCAGAGAGCAUAAUCUACAAUGCACAGUAAUGGAAUGGUUAAUUUAGUUAACAAGUUCUUUGAGAUGCAACAUAUUGAUGCUCUUAGGUCUCUCGGAUAUAUACACAAGGCUGGUCACCAGGUGCCUCAUGCAAUGCAUAUAAUUGUUAGAAAGUAUCAUUUUGGCAGUGCUGUCUAAAACUAUGACUUAGAUUCCAUCAGGAGUAACGCGGAAGGAUCUAAAUACUGAGAGGUUGAGGUAACUCACAGGCUUACCAAUGACAGCUCCACUUUUCUGUUGUCAGAUGAGUUGAACUCUAUACUAAGAGAUUUAUUAUCGACCUUGUCACAAGAACACCAAUGCUCUUAUUAUAGAAACAAUGCAUGAGCCUAGUUAGUACAGAAUUUGUCUUUUGAGGAAAAUGUAAUGUCCUCAUAUGACAAUGUAAUAAGUGUAAGAAUAAAACAUUCAUUUGCAUAUAUUCAACGGGCUAAUUAAAUAGCUCCUUUAGAUA